GACUUGACUCACAAAGCACUUUUCACUCGCCAGGGAAGGCUGCUGGUGUACAAGUAAAGGAUAAUUGUGCACUGGUUAUAUUAGUGAAAUUAGUGGAAUUAAGUAGUAUUUCUUCUGAAACAAAUUAGUAGUCGGAUAAGGUAUAAAAAAUGAUCAAGUUAUUCUCCUUGAAACAGCAGAAAAAGGAUGGGGAGGUGUCUACCACAUCGACGAGCCAGAAAAGGUCAUCCCCUGCACAGCUCCGUGUGAUGAAGGAUUUGAAUGAAUUGAAUCUCCCGAAAACCUGUACAACAGACUUUCCGGAUGCGGAUGACCUGUUAAAUUUCAAGUUGAACAUUUGCCCAGAUGAAGGAUUUUACAAGGGGGGUCGAUUCGUCUUCAAUUUCAAGGUUGGACAGAAUUAUCCACAUGAACCCCCCAAAGUAAAGUGUGAGACGCAAGUUUAUCAUCCGAACAUCGAUUUGGAAGGGAACGUUUGUCUCAACAUUUUACGAGAAGACUGGAAACCUGUGCUGACUAUUAAUUCGAUAGUGUACGGGCUUCAGUAUCUCUUCCUGGAACCAAACCCUGAAGACCCCUUGAACAAAGAGGCCGCCGAUGUCCUCCAGUCAAAUCGAAGACUUUUUGAAACCAACGUCAUGAAAGCGAUGCGAGGUGGCUACGUGGGCUCAGUUUUAUUUGAGCGCUGCCUUAAGUAAUUUUGUCGAAGGGUCGAAAACUCGAGUGUUAACAUGGUUUUGAACAUUUUAAAAAUUUAACCGUAUACAAUGAACCUCUUUGCUGAUUUAUUUAGUGCAGGCAAAUUGAGGUUUUACCACGAUGUAAAUCUAAACUAUUUUUUAUUUAAGCUGAUCAUGUCUCUUGCUGUAAAACACAGAAUACGUGUGUUUGAAAUGAACUCUACGAUAUACCCAUGUACCUCAGUUUCUGUAUAAGAUAAUCCGUUUAAUAUCGCCACGCGAAAUAAAUAAUAUCAAGUUCGAAAUAUUAUCCAUGA
This is a messenger RNA of Folsomia candida, 997 nucleotides long. It is a transcript of the gene UbcE2M, whose product is annotated as NEDD8-conjugating enzyme Ubc12. Bases 150 to 698 code for a protein of 182 amino acids. Lineage: Eukaryota; Metazoa; Arthropoda; Collembola; Entomobryomorpha; Isotomidae. The transcript has 3 exons. The record is from RefSeq and is a predicted model, not a curated record.